Lepidothrix coronata (blue-crowned manakin) is the source of this 2310-nucleotide messenger RNA. RefSeq names its product phosphoribosyl pyrophosphate synthetase associated protein 1 (gene PRPSAP1). The record is from RefSeq and is a predicted model, not a curated record. Bases 229 to 1380 code for a protein of 383 amino acids. NCBI's taxonomy places the organism in Eukaryota, Metazoa, Chordata, Aves, Passeriformes, Pipridae. Gene Ontology annotation, cellular component: cytoplasm; ribose phosphate diphosphokinase complex. Gene Ontology annotation, biological process: 5-phosphoribose 1-diphosphate biosynthetic process; purine nucleotide biosynthetic process. Gene Ontology annotation, molecular function: ribose phosphate diphosphokinase activity; magnesium ion binding. The transcript is spliced from 10 exons.
GUAGGUGUGGGUUGCGGUUAACUGCUGCCUGCCCACCCCUCCAAGCCCCCCGCCCCACCAAGGCAUCUGCUGCUCCGUUUUAUUGUAAUAUUCAUAAUUUCCACCCUCCCUUUGCAUAGGAGCGCAGCAGCAAGUCCAUAGGUAGCGGGAAGGGCUCCCCCCCUCCCUUUCCUCCUCCUCCUCCCCACCCCUUAAGGGGCGGCGAUCGCGGCGGAGAGGAAGAAAAGGAUGCCACGGAAGCUGUUGUUGCCUUAUAAAUCUGUUUUUUCCCACUUUCGAGCUCCGCGGGGGUUGCAUGACUCUCUGGCGAUGAACGCGGCCAGAAGUGGCUACCGGGUCUUCUCGGCCAACUCCACGGCAGCCUCCACCGAGCUGGCGAAGAAGAUCACGGAGCGUCUCGGUGCUGAGCUGGGGAAAUCUGUGGUGUACCAGGAAACCAAUGGAGAAACAAGAGUUGAAAUAAAAGAAUCUGUCCGGGGACAGGAUAUCUUCAUCAUACAGACGAUCCCCAGAGAUGUGAAUACUGCUGUCAUGGAGCUGCUGAUAAUGGCGUAUGCACUGAAGACUUCCUGUGCCAGGAACAUCAUCGGGGUCAUCCCUUACUUCCCCUACAGCAAACAGAGCAAAAUGAGGAAGAGGGGCUCUAUAGUCUGCAAGCUGCUGGCUUCCAUGCUGGCCAAGGCAGGUUUAACACACAUUAUCACUAUGGACCUUCAUCAAAAGGAAAUCCAAGGCUUCUUCAGCUUUCCAGUAGACAACCUGAGAGCAUCCCCUUUCUUGCUUCAGUAUAUACAGGAAGAAAUUCCAGAUUACAGAAACGCAGUUAUUGUAGCCAAAUCUCCUGGUGCAGCUAAAAGGGCUCAGUCUUACGCCGAGAGGCUGCGGCUGGGACUGGCAGUGAUCCAUGGGGAGGCUCAGUGCACGGAGCAGGACAUGGAUGACGGGCGUCACUCCCCUCCAAUGCUCAAAAAUGCAACUGUGCACCCUGGCCUGGAGCUGCCCUUGAUGAUGGCCAAGGAGAAACCGCCAAUAACUGUGGUUGGAGACGUUGGAGGAAGAAUUGCCAUCAUAGUGGAUGACAUCAUUGAUGACGUGGAAAGCUUUGUAGCUGCUGCAGAGAUCCUGAAAGAGCGUGGAGCCUACAAAAUUUUUGUGAUGGCAACUCAUGGGCUCCUGUCAGCAGAUGCCCCCCGUCUCAUAGAGGAAUCCUCCAUCGACGAGGUGGUGGUGACCAACACGGUUCCUCACGAGGUGCAGAAGCUGCAGUGCCCCAAGAUAAAGACUGUGGAUAUCAGUUUGAUCCUCUCGGAAGCCAUCCGGCGGAUCCACAACGGCGAGUCCAUGGCUUAUCUCUUCCGCAACAUCACUGUGGAUGACUAGACCUGGCUCUGCCCCCGUCCUGGGUUCCACGGGAGAAGGAAAUGUGCAUGAAAAGGCAAUACCAUAAAAUAUAGGCAUAACACAGCUGUUUAUUUUUGUAGGAGCGUGGAGGUUUUCAGGGUCUUUGAGCCAUGAGAUCUAAUAGAAAAAAAAGUCAACCUGACCAGCACUUUACAGUUGAAUAGAAGAGGCCACUGGCAAUGGGGAGGGUUACACCUUAAUUAAGAGAGGUGGUGUUGAAUUUUUAAGUUCCUUUAAUGAUUUUUUUUUUUUUUUUUUUUUUUUUUUAGUGUGUUAUAUCUCUUGCCCUGUAGGGGUGGAAAGAAAAGCUAAACAGAAGUAGCUGUCAGCUUAUGAGAAGGGAAUAGAGACUGUUCAUUGCUGUGUGGGCAAGCAAGAGCAGCCUUUGGGGUUGUUUCUGCCUGUGGCUCACCCAAGAGCACAGAAGGGAACGUUCUGCUGGCAGAGCUGAGCAGCACAGCAGCUCCUUGCCAAGUGAGUGGCCUCUCAUCUCCUGCACAGCAGAGCAAGGACUUUCAUCAGAACUAAGUUAGCGGAACAUCCCAAGAGGACAGCUUAGGGCAACCCGUUUGCAGGGCUACUCACAUCCUUGUGUCAGGGAGCUGGGAACAAGCUCACGUGUCUCCCAGCAGAGCAGGGAAUGCUAGUUAAUGUGUUGGCCUUUUCAUUUCGCAAGCUUUUGGAUCAUUAUUGUUCUUCAGUGACAAGUCACAUGAGGGUCUUGGUCCUCACUUGAACACUUGUCUGCACUGCAAAGCCAGGCACAAUUUUUGGAGUUGCCUGGGGCUGACGAGUUUGUGGCGGAGUCUCGUGGGGAAGGGAAGUUGGAACAAUAUCUGCUUCUAAUGCAGCUGUGCUCUCCAAAACACUAACACCGAACCUGCAAUAAAAAGUGUGAGGUUUUUCAAU